UUCAGUUACCUUCAUAGUACAAUGGCAACUGCCGCCAUAGCUCCGGAGCUGAAGAAGCUCCCGCGCCCCGGUCGGGGCGGAUUUCAAGCCCACGUUCUAACCGAAGAAGAGGCCCGAGUACGAGCCAUUGCUGAAAUUGUCAACUGCAUGGUAGAACUCUCAAGGAAGAACCAAAGAGUGGAUCUAAACGCGAUCAAAUCCGCCGCGUGUCGGAAAUAUGGACUCGCUCGUGCACCGAAGCUGGUGGAGAUGAUCGCUGCACUUCCCGAGUCGGAGCGCGUGUCUUUACUCCCUAAGCUUCGAGCCAAACCGGUUAGAACCGCUUCCGGAAUCGCGGUCGUGGCGGUUAUGUCGAAGCCGCAUCGGUGCCCGCAUAUUGCGACUACAGGGAAUAUUUGUGUUUAUUGCCCCGGCGGACCGGAUUCGGAUUUUGAGUAUAGUACUCAGUCGUAUACGGGAUAUGAGCCAACUAGCAUGCGAGCAAUUAGAGCGAGGUAUAAUCCAUAUGUCCAGGCAAGAAGCAGGAUUGAUCAGCUGAAGCGACUGGGUCACAGUGUAGAUAAGGUUGAAUUCAUCUUGAUGGGUGGCACUUUCAUGUCACUGCCGGCAGAUUACCGAGACUAUUUUAUUAGGAAUCUUCAUGAUGCUUUGUCAGGUCACACUUCUGCCAAUGUUGAAGAGGCAGUUACCUACUCUGAGUAUAGUGCUGUAAAGUGCAUUGGAAUGACAAUUGAAACUAGGCCAGACUAUUGCCUUGGUCCUCACCUGCGUCAAAUGCUUUCUUAUGGUUGUACAUGAUUGGAGAUUGGAGUUCAAAGCACAUAUGAAGAUGUUGCUCGUGACACUAAUAGAGGACACACCGUAGCUGCAGUGGCUGAUUGUUUUUGCUUGGCAAAGGAUGCUGGUUUCAAGGUUGUUGCUCAUAUGAUGCCCGAUCUUCCUAAUGUUGGUGUCGAGAGAGACUUGGAAAGUUUCAAGGAGUUUUUCGAGAGCCCUUUAUUUCGAGCUGAUGGGCUUAAAAUAUAUCCCACGCUUGUGAUCCGUGGAACUGGCCUUUAUGAGCUUUGGAAAACUGGCAGGUACCGAAAUUACCCGCCUGAUCAGCUUGUGGACAUUGUGGCAAGAAUCUUGGCCAUGGUACCGCCUUGGACACGUGUUUAUAGGGUCCAGCGUGAUAUUCCUAUGCCUCUGGUUACCUCAGGGGUUGAAAAGGGAAAUCUUCGUGAACUAGCUUUAGCUCGUAUGGAUGACUUGGGCUUGAAGUGCCGAGAUGUUCGAACGCGUGAAGCUGGAAUUCAGGAUAUUCACCACAAAAUUAAACCUGAAGAAGUUGAGCUUGUUCGACGUGAUUAUACAGCAAAUGAAAGCUGGGAAACAUUUCUGUCUUAUGAAGAUACACGCCAGGAUAUUCUUGUUGGGUUGUUGCGACUGCGUAAGUGUGGCCAGAAUACUACUUGCCCUGAACUAAUGGGGAAAUGUUCCAUUGUCCGCGAACUCCAUGUAUAUGGAACUGCUGUUCCAGUUCAUGGUAGAGAUGCUGACAAGUUACAACACCAGGGUUAUGGUACACUUCUAAUGGAAGAAGCAGAGCGUAUUGCAGGAAAGGAGCAUAGGUCAACAAAAAUAGCAGUGAUAUCUGGUGUAGGAACCCGGCAUUAUUAUAGGAAAUUGGGGUAUGAGCUUGACGGCCCUUACAUGGUUAAAUAUCUGACUUCAUAGGAAAACCUAAUUUUGAAUGUAACACCAAUUUUGUAUGCUUGUGUAAAAUUCUAGUAACAUAUAUCAAUUUGUAAUUUUGUAUGCUAUAUUACAUGUUGAAAUAUUUUUGUGUUUAAAUUAUUUUCUUUUAAGUUCA
Molecule: messenger RNA, 1855 nt
Organism: Gossypium raimondii (Peruvian cotton)
Lineage: Eukaryota; Viridiplantae; Streptophyta; Magnoliopsida; Malvales; Malvaceae
Product: elongator complex protein 3
Exons: 9
Biological process (GO): tRNA wobble base 5-methoxycarbonylmethyl-2-thiouridinylation
Cellular component (GO): cytoplasm; elongator holoenzyme complex; nucleus
Molecular function (GO): acyltransferase activity, transferring groups other than amino-acyl groups; iron-sulfur cluster binding
Source: RefSeq, a predicted model, not a curated record